AUGGAGCGGUGGACGGAAUCUCCUCAGGACAGUGCAAUCACCAGAGACAUUAACAGGACAUUCCCCGCUCAUGACUAUUUCAAAGACACUGGAGGAGACGGGCAAGACUCGCUCUAUAAGAUCUGCAAGGCUUAUUCUGUUUAUGAUCAGGAGAUUGGCUACUGCCAGGGACAAUCCUUCCUGGCUGCAGUGCUGCUGUUGCACAUGCCAGAGGAGCAAGCUUUCAGUGUUCUGGUGAAGAUCAUGUUUGAUUACGGGCUCAGGGACCUGUUCAAACAGAACUUUGAAGAUCUGCACUGCAAGUUCUUCCAGCUUGAAAGACUCAUGCAGGAGUACAUACCGGAUCUGUACAACCAUUUCCUGAAUGUGGGUCUGGAGGCUCAUAUGUACGCUUCCCAGUGGUUCCUAACUCUCUUCACAGCCAAGUUUCCUCUUUACAUGGUCUUCCAUAUAAUCGACCUGCUACUGUGUGAGGGUAUUAGUGUGAUCUUCAAUGUAGCCCUGGCCCUUUUGAAGACUUCAAAAGACGAUCUACUGCAGACAGACUUCGAGGGCGCGCUCAAAUUCUUUCGCGUCCCCGUCCCGAAAAGGUACCGCUCCGAAGAAAAUGCCAAGAAACUGAUGGAGCUGGCUUGUAGCAUGAAGAUAAGUCAGAAGAAGCUGAAGAAAUUUGAGAAGGAGUACCACACCAUACGGGAGCAGCAGGAGCAACAAGAAGCCCCCAUUGAGAGAUAUGAGCGGGAGAAUCGGCGUUUGCAAGAGGCCAACAUGCGUUUGGAGCAGGAGAACGACGACUUGGCACAUGAACUAGUGAGCAGCAAGAUAGCUCUUCGGAAAGAUCUGGACAAUGCUGAAGAAAAGGCAGAUGCCCUGAAUAAAGAGUUGCUGCUGACCAAACAGAAGCUGAUUGAAUCUGAAGAUGAGAAGAGACGGCUGGAGGAAGAGUCUGCACAGCUGAAAGAAAUGUGCCGAAGGGAGCUUGAUAAGUCGGAGUCGGAGAUAAAGAAGAACGGUUCCAUUAUUGGAGAAUAUAAACAGAUCUGCUCUCAGCUCAGCGAACGACUGGAGAAACAACAGACGGCCACUCGAGGAGAACUGGAGAAAAUCAGAUCCAAGGUUGAAGGCUGUGAGAAGUGCAGCAGUCUGUUCAACAAAGAGGGUCGUGUGCGGGCUGCGGUAACCACGGCGCCCGCCGACGGGACGGAGGAGACAGAUGAGGAGAAGGAGGGUCUGAAGAACCAGCUGAGGGAGAUGGAGCUGGAGCUGGCCCAGACCAAGCUGCAGCUGGUGGAGGCCGAGUGUAAAAUCCAGGACCUGGAGCACCAUCUGGGUCUGGCUCUCAACGAGGUUCAGGCGGCCAAAAAGACCUGGUUCAACCGAACGCUCAGCUCCAUCAAGACGGUCACCGGCACCCAGGGCAAAGAGACCACUUAACCCAACAACCCGCCAUCCGUCCCGUUUUAACAAGACCGCGUCUGAAGCUCGGUGCGACUCGUCCCGCUACCUUCAGACCCCCCCCUCCAGUCCCCAAGAAUGUAACGCACACGGCCACAUAACGUUAACAUUAACCGUUAAAAAAAGCAGAGGAUCUCCUCCGUGACUGACUGUGUUACUUGUUUCCUCAUAUCAAAGAUGUUCUUUUUAUUUCCUGAAGUAACUCUCCCAAUCGAAACCUUUUAACAUCCAUGCGAGCAGUGCAGCGAUAACCACCUCCCCCCCCCCCCCCAGACAGAGACCACGCGCUUCCACCAGUCACAGGAGGAGAGAUGCUUCAUUGAGGAUUGUCUGCGUACUGCUGAAAUGGAAAAACUCCACAGUGGGGGAAGCAAUGACAUCAGGACUGUAUCUUAUCUCCCUUUCUUCUAAACUACUGGCACAAAAACAUCAAGUCCCUGGAUAUUUUCUUUUUUUCUUUUUUUUUGUUUUGUUUUGGUUUGUUUUAGGUACGAGCGCUUAUAGACGCCCUUCCAGGACUGAGCUUUUGUUCUAAUUUUCAUCGAACAGUUCUUUCUGUUGGCGUAUGUGCUAAUGUGGCGUCUGACUGUAAUGUGUAUUUGUUUAUGACUGUGAGACUAGGGAGAAAAAAAAGGUUUGAAAGCAUGAAUAAUUAGCGUGUCUGUGUGUGAGAACUGUUUGAGUGUUUGUGGAAGGACAGCGGAAAGAAAAGCACUAAAGUUAUGAGUGUGUGCAUGCAUGUCAGGUUGUCUUGUGUCCUUUCAUGUUCAAAUGUGUACAGAAAAACUGGUGAAGAGAAGUUUGCUGACAAGGCCUUGAUCUGAAGGUUGAUAACAGAGGUGGGUAUAAAUAUGUAAUUUAUGGAAACUAAAAGGAGUUGUGAGAAGCGACUGCAGCUUGAAUCUCCUCGAAUUAAAAUACACACUUAUGGUUUGUUUUGGUUUGGAGAAACCUUGGGGGGGAAAAAAAAGCUCAAAAUCAAACAAACAAUUUUAUUACUCAAAUGGUUUACUGAAUUUGAGUAAUUAAAAUUCCAAUAGUCAGAGUGGACAAAUUUAUAAUUCCUAUGGCCUUUGAACUCACCAUCAAUCCCAUUUCGAUCUGUCCAACAUGGAAUCAUCAGACGUUUUUGUGUCGGCUGCGAUGGUCCUGUUAAAUGCUUUACAUAGAAGUUAACAGAAUGUUACAUUUGCUGAUUGUUGACAUUCAUUUUUAACAGAUUUUGGGUUGUUAAUGAUGCAUUAGAACCAAGUUUUUUUUUUUUUUUUUUUGGGGACUAAUAACUUCAAAACAAGAAGUGGGUGCACAGUUUUGCAAUAAAUGUUUAACUCAUCCACACACACAGGAUCAAAAUUAUACAUGCAUGCUUAAAUACGUACAUAUAAACACCCCCAAUAAUAGCUUUAAUGUCCCAACACGUUUUUAUAUCGACCAAUAAAAUCUUUGGUGUAAUUCUGAGCAUUUUGCAGCUCUUCUUGGCAAAGCUGAUCUAGUUCUUUAACUUGGUGGGUUUUUCACCUACAAUUUUGGGAAAUAGUCCUACUUCUUCCAGUUCACAAGUUGUAGAAGAGAUUUAGCAUUAAUGCUGCCACUACCACGUUUGACAUUUAAUGGAGAGUUCUUACGUUUAAGAGAAAAAUCUUCCCGUAUCUUUGUCUUGCCUCAAAGAACCUUUUUUUUUUUUUUUCCCCCUCAGCUUUACUGAGCCAAGAAGAUCGGUCAAACAAUCCAGAAUUAUGCUGAAAGGUGGUCGUCUCUCUAUAACAUAAGGGAUAUUCGGAAAAUUAAAUUCAAACUUCUGCACCCAAUUCUUAACGUUACAAGUUUUGUUUGUAGUAUAAUCAUUCCACUCUGGAAAACAAAACAAAAAAAUAAAACAUGUUCAGAUAGAUUCUUAAGGGCCUUAACUAGUAGAAAAGCCUUGCCAAUCCAUGUCGGUAAACUUCUGACCGGCUCCAUAAAUGCCUGUAAUUCAGAGUUAAGAUAUAAACCUACCAGUCGACCCAAUUGUCUUGUUGCAGAUGUCUCAGAUCUGUAAGAGCUGCUGGGUAUGGAUAGAGAAAGCAUCCAAAACUAGCAAAGCAGCAGCAAUACCGAUCGAAUAAAACGCAGGCAAGUAAUUUGGCACCUUUAACAGCUGAGAACUUUUUUUUUUUUUUCUGGUUCAAGCGUCGUAUCACGAUGAGCCUACAAACAGUUGCAACCUAUAUUUUCUAUAUUUCAACAGGAAGAAUAUUAAAAGGAAUCAUUUUUAUUAGCUUCAGUGGAGCAAAAUUCUUCAAAGACAUUCUCAAAUAAAUUUGAGUCUCACAGCGAAUGUUACAAGUUGCUAAAAAAUAUUUAAGCUCUCAAGAUGUUAUUCUGAAACACAGACUGCUGUGAAUGUGAGACACCUGUCAGCAUGCGGAGGUGUAGCCGCAGCGCGAGGGGGAAUCGCACCGCCAGGUGCAGGGCAGCAGAGCCGUGUCAGGAGAGGCCAGAGUUCAGGUCAAAACACUCUAUAUUUGUCCACGGGGCAAAAAGGGGCCAGAGGAAGCCUCUGUGUGUGAGAUUUAAUACUUCGCUGACUUUGGAGCGGAGGCUCAAUGAUAAUCCGGUUUCAAAUCCUGCUGAGACUGAACGUUUUUUCUUAGCCUGACUGGAACGAACCAUUUCUGUAACCUGCAUCUUGACUUGAAAAGUGAAGUCCGAUCAGCUGGAAUCCGGUUGUGAUAUUAGAAGAAGAUGUAGGGGAGCGUCCACCUUAAGGCACUGGGCUGUAAAUAAACAUUAAAAGCAUCACUAUUGAAUUUUUUUUGUUCAUGGUUUUUCUAAUCUAACUAUAACUAAUGUUGCCUACCUGUACUCACCUACCUGCUGCUGUGAUACAGUUGAAUCUACAAAGUUUUUAUUGUAUUUCUGUAUGUUUUUUGUUCUUUUUUUGUAUAUUUUUUCCCCUUUUUUGCUACAAGCUUCUCAGUCGCACUGCUGUUUGGAUAACUAAAUGCCAAAACAUAGCUCCGUCAACCAACAUUAUCAACGUGUGGAAAUUGUAAUAGAGUAGACUGCAUUGUGUAUACUCCAUGAAUUUAAAUAUAAAGAUAUGAACACAAGGAAA
Molecule: messenger RNA, 4552 nt
Organism: Poecilia latipinna (sailfin molly)
Lineage: Eukaryota; Metazoa; Chordata; Actinopteri; Cyprinodontiformes; Poeciliidae
Product: rab GTPase-activating protein 1-like
Exons: 14
Coding region: 1-1434 (477 amino acids)
Biological process (GO): regulation of GTPase activity
Molecular function (GO): GTPase activator activity; small GTPase binding
Source: RefSeq, a predicted model, not a curated record